AUGCUGCAAUUUCACACCCAGGGCUACCAAGGCUAUGCCGUUCAAUACUCACCAUUCUUCGACAAUCGCAUCGCGGUAGCAGCUUCGGCCAACUAUGGACUGGUGGGGAACGGCAGGCUGUUCAUUCUGGAAUUGACUCCGCAGGGCAUACAAUGUCUGAAGUGGUAUCCUACCCAAGACGCGCUCUACGAUCUCGCACACUCGGAAGCACAUUCCGCCCACAUUGUGACUUCGUCCGGCGACGGGUCUUUACGUUUGUACGACACGACCCUUGAACCCGAAUUUCCCAUCGCAACCUUUCAAGAGCACAGCCGAGAAGCCUUCUCAGUCAGGUGGAAUCUUACCUCGAAAGCGACAUUCGCUUCGUCAUCAUGGGAUGGUACAGUCAAGAUCUGGAAUCCAGAGCGUCAACAAAGCCUGUUGACGCUGCCCACCCACUCGUGUACGUACAGCGUUCAGUGGAACCCUCACACGGACGGGGUUAUCAGCGCAGUCUGCUCAGACAGCCACAUGCGAAUGUGGGAUCUGCGCACCCCCGCCAGCGCCAGCAACCACCUCGUCCUACAAGUCCCGAUCCAUUCUCCUCCCAUCGCGACCACCAUGGGCAAGCCACAGCCCACCUUCCCACCGUCCGAAGCACUGACGCACGACUGGAACAAGUACCGAGGCUCAAUCGUGGCAACAGGUGGGGUGGACAGAAUUGUGCGUACAUUUGAUAUCAGACAGCCCAAGGGUCCGAUGCAGCUUCUACAAGGUCAUGGUUACGCAGUGCGGAAACUCGCAUGGAGUCCGCAUCUGCCAGACCUGUUAUUGAGUGCGAGUUAUGACAUGACAUGCCGUGUCUGGACUGAUGGCGGGGACCAGAACGCUGGCGGCGCGAGAGAGCUAGGUAGCAUGGGUGCGCAUACCGAGUUUGCUACUGGUGUAGACUGGUGUCUCUUUGGCAGCGAAGGAUGGGCGGCGAGCUGCGGGUGGGAUUCUCGGGUCUGUGUCUUCGACGUGCGCUCCCUCAUGCGUGCCUAG
This is a messenger RNA of Cyphellophora europaea CBS 101466, 1023 nucleotides long. RefSeq lists its product as uncharacterized. The transcript has 2 exons. Gene Ontology annotation, molecular function: protein binding. The record is from RefSeq and is a predicted model, not a curated record. The coding region runs from base 1 to 1023 and encodes 340 amino acids. NCBI's taxonomy places the organism in Eukaryota, Fungi, Ascomycota, Eurotiomycetes, Chaetothyriales, Cyphellophoraceae. Gene Ontology annotation, cellular component: cytosol; peroxisomal matrix. Gene Ontology annotation, biological process: protein import into peroxisome matrix.